Messenger RNA from Mya arenaria, 1095 nucleotides. Its product is annotated as high-affinity lysophosphatidic acid receptor-like. Gene Ontology annotation, biological process: G protein-coupled receptor signaling pathway. Gene Ontology annotation, molecular function: G protein-coupled receptor activity. Bases 1 to 1095 code for a protein of 364 amino acids. Lineage: Eukaryota; Metazoa; Mollusca; Bivalvia; Myida; Myidae. The transcript has a single exon. The record is from RefSeq and is a predicted model, not a curated record. Gene Ontology annotation, cellular component: membrane.
AUGUCACUAGGAAACCUGACUUCAGGUGCUGACCUGUACGAGGCUUCCGUGAACCUUUCGCUCGGUGACCGGAUCAUCCUUGGAACCAUUCUCCUGUUUACCACGUGCUGUAGCGCAGUAGGCAAUGUGUUCACAUGUGUAAUCGUGUACCGGAAACGACCGAUGCGGUCCGCCAUAAAUCUGCUCCUUACGAAUAUCGCGUGCGCCGACCUUCUCCUUGCGCUCACACUGAUGCCGUUCACGUUGUACCAACUGGCCGCUCCUUCAAGUGACGUCGCCCUAAACGUAUGCAUCUGUCUGUCAGUGGUCAAGGACAGUGCGGUGUCUGUGGCCGCGUGCACGUUGCUCGUAAUCAGCAUGGACCGCUUUUUAAUAAUCGUCUUCCGGCGGGACCGACUCAGUGUUUUAGUCGCCAAGUGCUGUAUGGCGGUCAUUUGGGCGUUGUCGGUGUCACUCGCAUCUGUGCAGUUUCUAAGUAACGUUGAAGGAUUUGUGGUUCAUGACGAUUUUCUUUGCAAAGACAACAGAGGGUAUUCCAAGAGUUCACUAGCCUACACUACAAGUUUGGUGACGUUAACGUUUUUUCUGCCCAUGGUGGUCAUGUUUUAUCUUUACGCGACAAUCUUACGAACGGUUCAGUUGACAUCUAAAAAGAUUCACAAUCAUUCUGGAAGUACAGUUAACGUUUCUGUGACACAGUACAGCAGCCAACUCGGACUUCCGCCAGUGGCGCACCCAUACCGCGUCAACGGCGAUUUUGACGCAAAGCGACGAGCAUUCGGAACAAUUAUCAUCCUGUAUGUGACGUCACUUAUGUGCUGGUUGCCGUACAUGGCAAAACGAAUCUCAAUCAACAACAACAACAACGACGAAUCACAAAGUGAUCCUGUGAAUGUGUUCUUUUUGAUUAUUGGUUGUCUCAAAAGCGCCCUCUACCCUGUGUUUUAUUGUGCACGUAAUCGGAGAUUCAGGCGAGCGUGUUCUGGGGUCCUACCUUCCAAACCUCGAUUGCCCAAACGAACAUUCAGAAUAAAGUCUCGGAGAGUGAACCCCAAAGUGAUAUACGAGAUGUCAGAAAUAGAAACAAGAACUUGA